Messenger RNA from Symbiodinium sp. CCMP2592, 2409 nucleotides. The record is from the annotation of a GenBank genome assembly. NCBI's taxonomy places the organism in Eukaryota, Dinophyceae, Suessiales, Symbiodiniaceae.
AUGGUGGCCCCGCAAAUGAAGAGCGAGGCCAGAAGCGAAGCCAAAGUGCUUCUCAAGAGCGUCAGCAGGCGUUACAUGGCUUGCAGCUCGAAUGUCGACUACAAGGACCGCUGGACCGAGCGUGUCCUAUACGCAGACAGCAUGCGUUGGAACUGGCUGGCAGCGUGCACCGGUUGCCGACAAGUCAACAGCUGCUUUUGGAAGUUCAUGAGCUGCGCCUUCCUCCUCUGCAAUGUGGCUUUCUUGGUGGCCAUGUCUUUCCUCCACGACGCGACCUCCUGGCAAUCAGGGGAGACGGAUUAUGCGCACGCUGCGCUCUACUUGGGAGUGGAGGCUGUGUUUCUUUUCUUUUUCAUCACGGAGCUGCGGAUGCGAUACCGCGCCACCCUUCGAACCGUGCCCAAAGUGUGGUUCACCGAAGGUGAUACCUGCAGGCAAGUUCUCGAGGACAUCCCGAAGCACUGCUCCAUUUUCACCGAGUCUGGCUGGAACAUCUACGAUGCGUUAACCAUCUUCAUCGGCUUCAUCGACAGCGUGGUGCUGAACUUCGUGUGGCAGCCUGGGCACAGGUUCCUGCUGCUUCUCCUCCCGGUGCUGCAAGUUCUUCGCUUUGGGCGCUUUUUCCCAGAGCUCGGGACGACGAUGCGAGGCAUCUCGGGCGCGAUGUUGCAAGGGCGCAUGUACUGGGCUUUUAUGCUUUUGGCCCUGAUGAUCUACGCCUUCGGAGUGUUGAGUGUCAACUUCUUCAACCUGGCCUUUCCGACGGAUCCCGUGCGGGAGCAGAUGUUCGAUGCCGUGCCGUCUGCUAUGUUUACGUUGUUUCACUUUGCCACGCUGGAGGACUACACCAGCACUAUCCGCCACUUCAUCUCUGUUGGCACCACGGAAGCGUACCUGGUUGCCUGUAGCAUUCUGGGCUUCAUCGUCGUUGCGCAUUUCGCACUGCUCAACAUCCUCACGGCCAUCCUGGUCGACAGCAUCUUGGACAUCUUGCCGAAGAAGAGCGCUGCGCGUCUCGCGAGCGAGAAGAAGCAGCUGGUGGAGAGGCUUUUCAAGGUGUGCAGCGACGUCGAUAAUGAUGAGGAUGGAUUGUUGACCUGGGACGAGUUCCGUGCCGCUAAGGACACGUCCUGGAAGGAAGAGCUGAAAAAGCUACAAAUCUCGCAGAUGGACGUUGAGAAGCUGUUUGGCAUCAUCGAUGUCUCCGACUGUGGUAAGGUAGCUUCAGCGCGCUUCGUCCACGGCCUGAUGCGAAUGUUGCCAGGGCCACCCGAGCGGCGAGAGCUCCUGGAGAUGGAGUACGACAUGCACAGGAUGUGGAACAUGCUCGCGUCCGGCCAGGACCAGAUGCAGGAGAGCUUGUCCCACAUCUUCGAGGAGCUCAGCACCCUCCGCGAGGAACUCGGCAACAAGCUCCGGUCAGACUUGAAGCAGAGCCAAGCAGAGCUGCUGACAGACGUGAGGCAGAUGGCAAAGACCUGCACAGCGCCGCAGAUACGGUCCUGUCGAAGGAGGCCUACGGGAGGCAAGAACCUUCAGAGCCUUGUGAAGGCAGGGAAAUGGGUGAAGACAGCUGCCAAGACGGCCGCCAAGCAGCUCGCCGAGCUGCCAAAGCAGGUUGAGAGGCAGCUGGCUUCGAGCCCGCCGGCUUUCACUGACCAGCUGCAACAGCUGCAGGUCAGCAUGGACUCGAUGGAGGCUCAGUUUCAGAGCCUCCGGGCUGCUCCGCGCCCAGCGGAGCUGGGUCUCAGCCGAGCCGCAGAACAGGAAGUACGCCAUGCACUGCGGGAGGAGUGCUCUUCACCGCCCGUCCCGAAUGUGCCAGAUGUCCCACAGGAGGUGGGAGCCGCCCAGAUACCUGCUGCUGGAAGUCACCCAAAGUCUGAAGCGUUUUCGGUCGGCCCAGUUUCGGCCAGCAGCUCCCUCAGGGAUGCCCUGCGAGACACUCUCCGCGAGCUGGCUGGUGGCAGUGAGCAACGCCAGGAGGACUUCCAAGCUAUGCGGCCGCUUCCGCCACCAGCACCUUCGAGCCCCACCUACAGCCGGCACACGCAGACCGAAGUCCCACGUGGUCCAGCUGUUCGUCGCGAAGCAUCGCCACCGUUGCGGACUUCAGCACAGUGGGUGGAGGCGCAGGAAUGGCCACUUAGUGAGCCGGAGCGAACGUCCUGGGGAGAGCGGCGGCUGCCGGUCGAGCUCGUGGGGCCCCCGAGUGCCUCCUCCGACCGACGAGCGCGGGUGGCCUACAUCCUGUCCUGGAUCCGCUUUCAGCGUUGGGCAUCUUUGCCUUUCGACCGGCUGAUCCUCAAGCUGGAAGGCAUCGGCAUCCAACUGGGGACAGAUGAGCAGGACAUGCUGAGACAUCUUCUGGCGUUUCCGGGAGACAUUCCGCGUGUCCUGCCGACGUGA